Messenger RNA from Conger conger (European conger), 3606 nucleotides. RefSeq names its product Fas-activated serine/threonine kinase (gene fastk). The transcript is spliced from 10 exons. Lineage: Eukaryota; Metazoa; Chordata; Actinopteri; Anguilliformes; Congridae. The coding region runs from base 795 to 3512 and encodes 905 amino acids. The record is from RefSeq and is a predicted model, not a curated record. Gene Ontology annotation, biological process: regulation of mitochondrial mRNA stability; mitochondrial RNA processing. Gene Ontology annotation, molecular function: RNA binding. Gene Ontology annotation, cellular component: ribonucleoprotein granule; mitochondrial matrix.
AAGAUGGCUGACACCGGGACAGCGGCCGAGGAUUGAGAGCGGGGGAGGGUACAAACCGAUACAAAUAUCGGGGGUUGUGAGGGCAUACUUUCAACUUUUGAAGGGUGCAGAUAUUACUUAAUGAAUUCGGCUUAUAGUCUGUGACUGCCCGGUAAGACUGAAUAAAAGAAAUGCAUUGAUUCAGCCCGGCCCCACUGCUUUCUCUGAACUAGCGAGUUAGCUUGCAGGCUAGCUUGCCAGCGAGUUGUGAGAAGCAAUCUGCUAGCUUAGCUACGUAUUUUAAAACUAUGGUUUAAUUUACUGGAAUAUGUGUUAACUAUACAAAAUGAUAUAUGUGUAACAUGCGUCCAUUGCCCGUUAUUGAACACAAAUCGGAAGUACAGUAGCUACCAUUUAGCAAGAAUAUUUGGCUGAAGGGAGUGUGACUGUCAAAAAGUGGUCGCUAGCUUGCUUCACCUUUCCCGGCCCUACCUACCCUAUUAACUCUAGCUAGCUAUUUAGCCGCCUGGGAGCAUGACCGUCAUUAAAUACAUGUUGAAGGUAUAAUCUGGAUUUGUCAGUAUCGGAGAUGGAUUCCAAGAAUUUCCGGCAGUAUCAUUGAUUGUAGCUAAGUGACUUCCACCGCCGGACACAAGACUGCGCUCCAACAAAACAUGUGUACUGCGCCGUGUCUCAGUCUCGACUGGCUCCAUGUACCAUGCUGUGGGUGCCCGCUGGACUCGGCCCCCUAACCCGCGGCGCAGCCAGCUUUUUCCUCGCGCGCCCCGCCGUCCCCUCCUGAAGCCCUCCACGGCAUGUACGCCACCCGCUUCUACGGCGGCGGCGGCGGAGGGAAGCCGGGCCGGCGGGCGGGGAUGGUGGGGACGGGGCUGCCGGUGCUGGAGAACCACCACCAGCACCAGCACCAGCACCAGCACCACCACGGCCUGCCCCCUCACCCGCACGCCCCCCCUCCGCAGAACUACCCGCCGCUCUACCAGGGCCGGCUGGACGGCCACCGGCCCCACUUCCAGGGCCACCAGCACCACUUCCACCCGCACCCGCAGCCCCACCCGGCCCCGUCGCACUGCCACCCCCACGCCGGCCUGUACCAGAGCCGGAAGAAGACCUGGAACUUCAUCCACGAGAAGAUGAGCUACGACACCUUCUUCACCAUGAAGAGGCUGAUCGAGCGCUCGCACGGCGUGGAUGAGGUGCUCCGCUGGGUCACCCAGAACCCCGGCAAGAUCUCCUACAACCACUACCCCAUCGCCCUGCAGAAGAUCGGCCAGCUCCUGCAGGCCCAACAGACCGCCGGGGCGGCCACCUCCGGGGCCGGGGCCGGGGGGAACGGCGGCGGGACCCCGUCGGAGGGGGCCCUGGCUUCGCCCACCGCGGUGACGGGCUCCGGAGAGGGCCACUACCGGCAGAUCUCGGAGCAGCAGGACUUCCAGACCCUGUGCAACGCGAUAGUCAAUGACUGCGGCAAGUUCGACAACUUCAGCAUCGUCAACUGCCUGUACGCUGUGGCAGCUCUCGGCCUCCCCAGCGACUCCCAGGUGGUCCAGGUGCUGGAGGAGGAGUCCCGGAGCCGCCUGUCCCAGUUCAACCAGAAGGACAUCUCCAUGGUGUUCAGCAGCAGCAUGAAGCUGCACCCGUCCAGCGAGCACCCGCUGAUCGAGUCGUGCCUGUCGGGCCUGGAGAGGAACGUGGAGCGGGAGCGGCACCCGCAGACGCUCUUCCUGCUGCUCUCCUACUACCGGCUCAAGUGGCGCUCGCUGCAGGCCGAGGGCCCCUCGCCCGAGCAGCUGCUGACCAACCGCAAGAUCCUGCGGCUGGUCAAGCACACGGUCAGCAGCGUGAGCAGCGUGCGCGACCACGAGAUGGCGCUGCUGGACGAGAUGCUGUCGGCGUGCGCCUGCGAGGCCAGCAACAAGUCGCUGGAGCUCAUCUUCAGCUCGCACCUCUUCUACCAGAACCGCCAGGAGAAGUUCAUCGUCAGCCUCGCCGAGGAGCUGCCGAAAAAGGUGGACAGCAUCACGCCGUACACGAUGGCCCUCAUCGCCAAGUACAUCGCCCGGCACCGCCUACGCCAGACACGGCUCCUGGACACCAUCGCCGAGUUCCUCGUCAAGAAGGGCGAGUACCUGGACAGCAAGGUGAUCCAGAAGCUGGUGUUCCCCUUCAGCCGGAUGAACUACCUGCCGUCCAACGAGGUGCAGUUCUUCUCCAAGCUGGAGGCGGUGCUGGAGCUGAAGGCGCUCAACUCUCCUCUGGCCACCGUCAACAUCCUCAUGUCCCUGUUUCAGCUGGGGCGCUUCCCCGGCCUGGUGCUGCACCGCGUCUUCUCCACCUCCUUCAUCAGCUGCGUCACCAACAGCCCCUACGCGCUGAUCGUGCGGCGGUACCUGUCCCUGCUGGACGCGGCCGUGGAGCUGGAGUACCAGGACUACACGGGGCCCCGCCUGCAGGACACGCACAAAGUGCUGAUGUUCGAGCACGCGCUGACCGCCGACGAGGUCAACCGCAAGUACAGCUAUAAGGGUCUGGUGGCAGAGGCCCUGCGGCAGUUGGUGGGGGAGCACGGCUACAAGCAGGACGAGGUGCUGGCCCCCGGCUACUACACAGACUUCCUGCUGUGGAUCGACAGCUCGGGGAGCGUGCUGCCAAUCAAGGCGGGGGGCGGGGCUAGUUUGGGGGUGGGCUCGCCGGCCUGCGUCCCGGGCAUGGGCGCCGGCGUGGUGCCCAAAUCCCCCGACGGGCAGGCGGCCGUCUCCGCCCUCACCGCCGACUUCCAGAAGUUCUCCCCGUUCGUCCAGCUGGAGGAGGGGGGCGAGGGCAGGCCCGGGGAGGAGCUGGGGGCCCCCGAAUCGCCCUUCCUGCCCCACCACAUCCGGCCCCAGGUCCCGCCCGGCCCCCCGCCCCCGAGAGGUGGCCCCAACGGGGGCGGCCCGCUCGACUACAGCCCCUACUACAGCCCCUCCACGGAUUACUACGCCAGCCUGGCCAAGGAGCAGUCUCUGGAGAGCCAGGACAGCUCCACCCUGAGCAGCCCGUCUGACUGCCUGGCCCAGGGCGGGGCUCAGGGCCCGGGGGGCGGGGCUGGGGCAGAGUCCCUCUUCCAGUUCUCCAUCGGGAAGAUCCUGGAGGACGAGGGCGGGGCGCCGGGACAGGCCCAGGGACCCGACUGCGAUCUGCCCGCCUUCUACGAAGGGGUCCCGUACCCGGAGGGAGGAGAGGGGGGCGUGGGGCCCGCCUCCCCGCUGCAGCUGCACCCGGCAGGGUGCCCCGAGGCAGACCGGGGCCCCGGGGAGCACCACCAGGUCAAGAGAGUGAUCCUGUCAGUCAAUGACAAGUGGCACUACUGCCACAACUCUGACGUGCUGGUGGGGUCCCGGGCCAUGAGAGACCGGCACCUGCAGCUGCUGGGAUAUGUCAUCCUCCAGCUGCCGUACCUGGAGCUGGAGAAGCUGAGCGGGAUCGAGGAGGUGAAGCAGUACCUCCACAAGAAGCUGCUGGAGGUGCCCUUAUGACGGCGGCGGGGCGGGAUGUGUGUGCCGGGGUGGGGCGGGGCGGAUUUGGGGGCCCGCGCUCCUCCUCUGGCCCGGCACACCUUCAGUAAUAACC